Molecule: messenger RNA, 498 nt
Organism: Carica papaya (papaya)
Lineage: Eukaryota; Viridiplantae; Streptophyta; Magnoliopsida; Brassicales; Caricaceae
Source: RefSeq, a predicted model, not a curated record
GACUUGAACAAAACAGUAAAAGAAGGCUCUGCUUCCCAUGUUUGGUGUUUGGUCGUCGAGCAUAAUCUUGUUUACGAUCAUGGGAAGUGAGUUGGUGAUUUCCAGCAAACGACGCUACGAUAUUAGCAUGUCAAAAAGAACCAGAAAGCCAUGGAAUCUGAAACCAACCGACGAGAAUAUCAUUAAAGUACUUUCUCUGCAGGCUACGGUGAUGGAUUCAGCUGCUGCAGAAGUUGACAAAGGAAAAGCUGAAGCUGACAAGGAAGAAGAAGACGAAGAAGAAGAAGAAGAAGGGAUUGAUGGAAAGAGCUUGAAGCAACUAAUCAAUGGCGAUGAGGAUGACGAGAAGAAAAACAGGAGUUCUUUAGAACAGCACUUCAAACAAGAUCAGGACAAGAAUCUUCAACUGAUAAAGAGGCAACAAAAUGACGGAGAUAGAGUGAAGCUAAAAGGGAUGAUGAGCCGAUAUGUAAAGGUUUGAGCCAUUUGAUCACCUCA